Cheilinus undulatus (humphead wrasse) is the source of this 813-nucleotide messenger RNA. Its product is annotated as probable N-acetyltransferase camello. The transcript has 2 exons. Bases 52 to 813 code for a protein of 253 amino acids. Gene Ontology annotation, molecular function: N-acetyltransferase activity. Lineage: Eukaryota; Metazoa; Chordata; Actinopteri; Labriformes; Labridae. The record is from RefSeq and is a predicted model, not a curated record.
CAGCGCUAAGUCCUUCAGAGUGAGCCACGAGACGAGGGGGAAAGAGUCGGCAUGGCCCAGAAAAAUAACUCUGAGUUCUCCAUCAGGGAGUAUAAACCCUCAGAUGAACACGUGAUCCGGUCGCUCUUUCGCGAUGGGAUCCUCGAGCAUGUGUACCCGGCUUUCUUUAGAGCCAUGAGCCAUCCGGACCACAUUGGCAUUGCUCUGAGCAUCUCCAUGGCCGGCUACGUGCUGGGCGGCAGCUCCUAUUUCCAGGCUGUUCUCUUUGGCGGCGCGUGGGCCGGCCUCAUUUAUUACUGCUGCCAUGAGAUCUACCAGGGCUAUGUGCUGAGGAGGCUGAGCUCAGACAUGGCUGACAUUCAAGCACACUACCUGGAGAACCCUGAUAACACCUUGUGGGUGGCUGAAGCGGACGUCAAAGGCCAGCUCAAGGUGGUGGGGAUGGUGGCGGUGACGGGGAAAAGAGGCGUGGAGGAGGACAGCGACAGGUUCGACGAGUGCAACGGGUGCAUUCUGGGAGGAGCAGAGCUGGAUGAAGAUGGGAGCUACGCCGAGCUGUCACACCUGACCGUGCUGUACCGGUGGCGACGCAGAAACAUGGGUUCACGGCUGAUGGGGAAGGCGCUGGAUUUCUGCAAACAACGAGGCUUCAGUCGCCUGGUUGCAGACGUCAGCUCGCCCCAGUUGGACGCCAUGUCCCUCUACAAGAAGUUUGGUUUCAUUCAAACUUCGUCCCACAGAAACACACACACUAACCGCUGGUUCUCCAAACUGGCCAGAAUACAAGUCAAUCAAAUGGAGAAGUUCAUUUAG